GGCAGCAGGGUGAUGUCACUCCACUACUAGACAUUGUGAUGUGGGCUGCUCUUACCAGUCAGUUCUACUGGUGUGGAUGAAAGCUGAAGCACUCUUCCCCGACACACAUAGCUGCAGGGAACAUAUGACUGGCAAUAUGCAAUUGACACAGCAGUGUUAUUCUGACAUGUCUGCUAUGGAUGUACAUGUAAAGCCACGUGAGACCACAGAACAAGAUGUAUGCUUGAAUGAUAUAUUUGUAACUUCCUCACAAAACAAAGAAGAUAUGGUGCAUGAGCAGUCAGCUACAAAUCCUGCACCUUUUGACCCUGAAAAUGAAGGUCAACAUGGGGAUAAAAAAAAAGUUGAAGCGGACAUUGCUCAUUGUGACGGCAAUUCUUCAAAUCCUGACACUUCUGGCCUGAUGCUGUGGACAACACAAAGAGACAGUGAUGUGCAGUUGCGCAUGGAAGAAUCUGGCGUGGCCUGUCUUCCUCCAGUAACAAUUAAUCAGAUGUUUGAAGAGGCUGUUAAGAAAUAUGGGGAUUAUGUUGCCCUUGCAUCCAAAGAGGGAGACCAGUGGAUCAAACUGACAUACAAACAAUACCAUGAGCAGUGUAGACUGGCUGCUAAAGGAUUCAUAAAGUUAGGUUUGGAGCGAUACCAUGGAGUGGGUAUUCUGGGUUUCAACUCUGCUGAGUGGUUCAUUGCCGAUAUAGCAGCUAUACUUGCUGGAGGAUUUGCUGUGGGCAUCUACACCACAAACUCUGCAGAUGCAUGUCAUUAUGUGGCGGAAAACUGUGAGGCUAAUAUAUUGGUAGUAGAAAAUCGCAAGCAGCUUCAAAAAAUUUUACAGAUUCAGGACCAGUUGCCUCAUUUGAAAGCAAUUAUACAGUACAAAGAUGAAAUAAAAGAGAAACAACCCAACAUAUAUACAUGGGCAGAAUUCAUGGAGCUGGGAAAAGAUGUCCCAGAUGUUCAGCUGGACCAAAUAAUUUCAUACCAGAAGCCUAACCAGUGCUGCACUCUGAUUUACACCUCUGGAACCACUGGACAGCCGAAGGGUGUAAUGCUAAGCCAUGACAAUAUCAGUUGGACAGCCACAGCAGCUGGAAGGGCAGUUCGUCUCAGAGAGGCUACUGACCAACAAGAAAUAGUAGUUAGUUACUUGCCCCUUAGUCAUGUUGCAGCGCAGAUGAUAGACAUCUGGUUGACGAUGAAGUAUGGUGGAGCCACUUAUUUUGCUAUGCCAGAUGCUUUGAAGGGGUCAUUGGUAAACACCUUAAAAGAAGUAAGACCGACCGCAUUUAUGGGUGUUCCUAGGGUAUGGGAGAAAAUGCAGGAGAAAAUGAAAUCCGUUGCAACCAAAUCUUCAACCAUCAGACGCAAGGUGGCUUCUUGGGCAAAAGGUGUAGGCUUAGAAACAAACUUAAAGAGAAUGAAUGGAGUAUCUCCACAACCAGUGAAGUAUUAUAUGGCCAAAAAAAUGGUUUUUAAGAAGGUCCGCAAAGCUCUCGGCUUGGACCGCUGUACAAAAUGCUACACUGGAGCUGCUCCCAUUACAAAGGAUACUCUGGAAUUUUUCCUCAGCCUCAAUAUCCCUGUAUAUGAACUUUAUGGAAUGAGUGAAAGUUCCGGUCCACACACUAUUUCCCUGCCUGAUGCAUUCAGAAUUACCAGUUGUGGAAGAGUAAUAUCUGGUUGCAAAACAAAAAUCUACCAGCCAGACGGUGAUGGCAGUGGAGAAAUAUUAUUCUGGGGCCGACAUGUGUUUAUGGGUUACCUAAACAUGGAGGUCAAAACAAAGGAAUCCAUAGAUGAAGAGGGAUGGCUGCAUUCAGGAGACAUUGGAAAACAUGAUGACAAAGGAUUCUUGUUCAUCACUGGUAGAAUUAAAGAGCUCAUUAUUACAGCAGGAGGUGAAAAUAUCCCUCCUGUGCCCAUUGAGGAUGCCAUGAAGGAACACCUACCGAUAAUCAGUAAUGUCAUGGUAAUAGGAGACAAGAGAAAAUUUCUUUCCAUGCUGCUGACCUUAAAGUGCAAUGUAAACUUUGACACUGGGGAACCAGAAGAUGAACUGACUACAGAAGCCAUAGAGUUUUGCCAGAAACUUGGCAGUAAAGCUACUAAAGUGUCUGACAUAGUAGGAUGCAAAGACAAGCUGGUGUAUGCUGCUAUUCAGGAAAGUGUAAAUGCAGUAAAUGAGAAGUCCACAUCAAAUGCACAAAAAGUCCAGAAGUGGCUGCUUCUGGAUAAGGAUUUUUCUAUUGCUGGAGGAGAACUAGGCCCCACCAUGAAACUGAAGAGACCAGUAGUUUCCAAAAUGUACAAAGACCAAAUCGAUAACUUUUAUCUGGAUGCUGUGACGCCUACUGAUGCUGUCAUCCCAUCAAAAAUGCAAGGAAAGUGGAACAGAUGAACAAGCAAUAUUUUCAGGGACAGCCAUACAAAAUCAUAUGCUUAAUUGAAUGUCUCCCCAUUUAGAUACAUUUUUGGGUAUUAUACAUGUUAUCGGUCAGUUUGAUAACUGGUAUAUAAGAGGUGUGCCCCCAGGCUUUAUGGUAAAUAAAAAAUACCUCACUGGACGCACCCAGGGAAGGGUUUUAUUGAA
This is a messenger RNA of Bufo gargarizans (Asiatic toad), 2590 nucleotides long. RefSeq names its product acyl-CoA synthetase bubblegum family member 2 (gene ACSBG2). NCBI's taxonomy places the organism in Eukaryota, Metazoa, Chordata, Amphibia, Anura, Bufonidae. The transcript has 16 exons. The record is from RefSeq and is a predicted model, not a curated record. Gene Ontology annotation, molecular function: long-chain fatty acid-CoA ligase activity. The coding region runs from base 77 to 2398 and encodes 773 amino acids. Gene Ontology annotation, cellular component: membrane; endoplasmic reticulum.